AUGGUCGAUACUUUUCACGACUAUAACGGACUGGCCACGACAGCGCCUCGGUCGGUUCGCAAGAAGUUUGCUAAACCGCCAGUUAAGGUAGCCUGUCUGCCUUGUCGGGCUUCGAGAACAAGAUGUGGCGGCCAGGUGCCAUGCGCGAAUUGUGUUAGCAAGGACAGAGAAUGCUCUUAUCUACCCAGCAAACGAGGUGGGCCACGCAAAAAGAAGGAGAAGUCCUCCCUGUCACCAGAGCAGGAAUCGAGGCAAGAUGAUGCUUUGUAUAAUGCUGUCCCUUCACCCCCAGAGUUUGAAGAAGCACCAGGGAUGUUCAACCAAAUCGAUGAACUCUCUCUGCCUGGCGCAGGUUUGAGGCAUCUAGAUUUCCAGUCUGAAAUUCCCUCCAUGUUCCAGAGCUUCUUCACUGGUGAUGGCAGUCAGUCCCAUAUGCAAGUGCCCUUGGUAUCACCACCCUUGAACAGCACUCAACCGUUCGUAAGAACCUAUGGAAGCGAGCCCGAAAUAUUGAAUGCCUAUUAUGACUUCAUUCAUAACUAUUUCCCCAUUCUUCCGCCACGGGCAUCACCACCGUGCCGAGAUCGACCAUUGAACUGCUCUGUUCCAUGUUCGAGUACAUCUGAACCGACAAUGAUGUACCGGCCCCGUUCGCCUCUAAGUCUUGCCCUGUCUGCGGUCUUGGCUUUGAUCCCGCACCCAAGUGAUCUUGAGCCGUCGUCCACAGCGUCUGUGUUCCAGCGCAGACAAUACGCGCAUACUUUCGCCCAACUGGCUCAUUCAACAGUCGAAACAGAGUGUGAUCUUGAUCUGUCCGCGACUGAUCCUGGACAGGCAUUGUCUGCCGCACGACCGUUUGUUGGACGGGAAAGAUUCCACUCGCAAACUCCGGUGGACUAUGAGAGCCUCCUGGCUCUUCUAGUGCUUUCAGUUUAUGAAUACGCCCAACGCGGUAACUUGCUCAAGAUGCGUUAUCGUGCUGGCCAAGCUCUUGCAAUUGCUUUGGAUAAGUCACUUCAUGCUCAAAUGGGGAAUGAUGAAUUUUCGGAAGCUCGACGGAGAGCCUGGUGGAUGACGUAUUAUUGUGUGAUGCAAGGAUCUAUUGUCAGCACAACGAUGCCUGCUAUUGUUAUCAAUGACCCGCAGUUCACGACUCCAUAUCCAUCGUUUUCAUCAGAUACCGAGGGCUGGGGUAUUUUUAUACAAGCUCAACAAGUGCUUGUAUCGGCAACCCAGUUCAUUGGUGAUCUGAACAAGUGCAUUGCAUCCCAAUCGGGGAUGUAUUAUAUGUUCGAACGAAUGCAACAACUUGAUGCCUGGACCCACUCUGUAAUUGCACAGGCGGAGCUACUCCCUCUUCUACCCCAAACAUCAGAUUUCGGCGAUCACAACGAAUCCAUUACAGCCCAGAGCAUACGCGCAAUAUCCCGAAUCAAACUAUCCAGGUUCGAGCCAUUCCCCCUCUCAUACCUAGAUCAGACUAACAAAGACCCUAGUGCCCAAAUCAAAACGCACCGCUUCCGAGCCUUCUCAGACAUCCCCCUCUUCAUCAAAAGACAUUGCGAUCUGACAGCAGCAAACCCAAGCAACGCUACCACAACCGUCAGCACCAAACCCGCCGGCCUCCACAAUGUCACCUGCUCCUGCUCAAACCUAAGCUCCUUCGAACGAGCAGCCUCAACAGAAUACAUGACCCCAUCCGAUUCCUCCACCUCAUCAGAUAUCCACCCCGAAAUCAACUCAUACGCACCCCAGUACUCGCAAUAUCCAUUCGCAGCCGGAUUCCCCUACAGCACGCAGCAGUCCGCGAAAAUAUGUCUCCAGGCCUCACUCGUCAUCUCCCGCAUGUUCCAUAGUCUGCCCGUCCCGCAGCCCCUCUUGGAUCCACAGCAACAGCAGGGUCGUCCUUUGCCUAGGACCAUGCCUUCCUUCGCAUGCUGUCUGAUGCAAAGUAGCUAUGCGAUGUUCAUGAUCUACUACAAGGCGCGCGUGGCGAAACAGCUUGCGCCUGACAGUCCGCAUAAUGAGCAUGGUGGGGAUUCGACUGGCCAGCUUAUUGAGGAACUACGGCAGGGUUUAGAGCGGAUUAUCGGGGCUGUGUCGAAUUAUUCGCUUGCUUUUGAGGCUCUGGAUGGGAUGAGAGACGAAAUCGAAGGUGCAUAUAAAACGGCGUUCCCACUAGCAUCUGUUUAA
Messenger RNA from Penicillium hordei, 2193 nucleotides. RefSeq lists its product as uncharacterized. Gene Ontology annotation, biological process: regulation of DNA-templated transcription; DNA-templated transcription. The coding region runs from base 1 to 2193 and encodes 730 amino acids. The record is from RefSeq and is a predicted model, not a curated record. The transcript is spliced from 9 exons. Lineage: Eukaryota; Fungi; Ascomycota; Eurotiomycetes; Eurotiales; Aspergillaceae. Gene Ontology annotation, molecular function: DNA-binding transcription factor activity, RNA polymerase II-specific; DNA binding; zinc ion binding.